Molecule: messenger RNA, 4095 nt
Organism: Trichophyton rubrum CBS 118892
Lineage: Eukaryota; Fungi; Ascomycota; Eurotiomycetes; Onygenales; Arthrodermataceae
Product: phosphoribosylformylglycinamidine synthase
Exons: 1
Coding region: 1-4095 (1364 amino acids)
Biological process (GO): 'de novo' IMP biosynthetic process
Molecular function (GO): phosphoribosylformylglycinamidine synthase activity
Source: RefSeq, a predicted model, not a curated record
AUGGCUUCCUCGGACUCGUUAUUCCUGACCUUACCCGGAUCCGUUGCGUUCUCGGAGUUUCGAUGUCGUGGUAUUGCGGCAAACACCAAUGCCAAAGCUAUCCGGGCCCAGUGGGUACACUAUCUGCACCUUGCAGAGCCUUUGCAAGACAACCAGCCCACCAACCUAGAGCAGUUAUUGCGGUACGGAGAUAUCGCAGAUUCUCCUGGAUCCUUUGGGCCUCAGGACGGCAAGACUCUUACGUACUAUGUUAGCCCGAGGGUCGGCACCAUCUCGCCAUGGAGCUCCCAAGCCACCGGAAUUGCCCACGUCUGUGGUUUUCAAAAGUGUCUUAAGCGCAUCGAGCGUGGACUCCGGAUCUCAUGCCUUGUAGAUGAAGGGGUCGACAGCCUAGAUGCAGCGAGCCUCGAUGUUUUACACGAUAGGAUGACCCAAGUCAUAAGCACCGAGGAGCCUAACCUCCAGGCUAUGUUUGCUGAGAAAGCCCCGGCUCCAUUGGAAGUUGUGUCUCUUAAGGAUGGAGAGAAAUCUCCUCGAGAGAUCCUUCAGGACGCAAACAAACGUCUCGGACUGGCUUUGGAUUCAUCAGAGAUUGAUUACCUUGUUGACGCUUAUGCCGCUGGGGGCCCAAUCUCAAGGUCUCCUACGGAUGUGGAGUUGUUCAUGUUUGCUCAAGUCAACUCCGAGCACUGCCGUCAUAAACAAUUCAAUGCAUUAUGGAUCAUAGAUGGGGAGGAGAAACCAAAUACCCUUUUCGGAAUGAUCCGAAACACUCACAAACAACAUCCUGAUUUUACCGUCAGUGCGUACAGUGAUAAUGCUGCGGUUCUAGAAGGAGAGGAAGCGGGGCAUUGGGCACCAGAUGCUACAGGAGAAUGGGUUCAGACAAAGGAGAAAGUCCAUUUCCUAGCUAAAGUGGAAACCCAUAACCAUCCAACUGCCGUCUCGCCUUUUCCGGGAGCUGCCACCGGUUCCGGCGGUGAGAUUCGAGACGAAGGCUCUGUAGGUCAAGGGUCGCGACCAAAGGCAGGCCUAUGUGGCUUUUGUGUCUCGGAUUUACUCAUCCCAGGCCACAGACAGCCUUGGGAGCUUGAUGUCGGAAAACCAAACCACAUUGCAAGCAGUCUAGACAUAAUGCUUGAAGCUCCUAUUGGAAGCGCUUCUUUUAACAACGAAUUUGGCAGACCAUGCACAGGAGGUUAUUUCAGAACUCUUCUGACCAAAGUUGAUACCGACAAUGGAGAAUCUGAGAUCAGAGGUUAUCAUAAGCCAAUUAUGAUUGCCGGCGGUGUUGGUACUGUUCGUCCCCAGCACGCUUUAAAAAACCCGCACGCCGUUAAGCCAGGAUCUUACCUUAUAGUGCUCGGAGGGCCGGCAAUGCUCAUAGGGCUUGGAGGCGGUGCAGCUUCUAGUAUAGCCUCAGGAGAAGGAUCUGCUGAUCUAGAUUUCGCAAGCGUCCAGCGUGGAAAUGCAGAGGUUCAAAGGAGGGCACAGGAGGUAAUCAAUGCCUGUGUUGCCAUGGGACCAGAUAAUCCCAUCAAGUUCAUUCAUGACGUUGGUGCCGGAGGGUUAUCCAACGCUUUGCCCGAGCUUAUCCAUGAUGCUGGCCUUGGGGCUUCGUUUGAACUUCGGGAGAUAGACAAUGCAGACAAGGGUAUGAGCCCUAUGCAGAUAUGGUGUUGUGAAGCCCAAGAGAGAUACGUCAUGGCGGUGUCGGAGGAGGGCAUCAACAGUUUCGUUGCAAUCGCAAAUCGUGAGAGAUGUGGUUACUCUGUUGUUGGUCGUGGCCUUGGACAACCGGACGAGAGCCGUAGACUUGUUCUACUCGACAAGGACUCGAAGGAAUACCCAAAGCCAAUCGACCUCCCUCUCUCUGUUCUAUUUGGAAAACCACCCAAAUUAACAAGAACAGUCUCCUCGAGAAAACUUAAUCUUCCCUCGUUUGAUUCUAGCCUUAAGACUUACAUCCCCUCUGUGCCAGAACAGGGAUUGAUGGCUGAAGCUGUUGAUAGGGUUUUGCAUCUUCCAGCUGUUGGUUCUAAGUCAUUCCUCAUCACUAUUGGUGAUAGAACCGUUGGCGCUCUCACUGCCAGAGACCAAAUGGUUGGACCAUGGCAGACUCCUGUGUCAGACGUAUCUGUCACUGCCACUUCAUUACUUCUUGGAAUGAAAACAGGAGAAGCCAUGGCUAUCGGUGAAAAACCAAAUCUUGCCCUCAUAUUUCCAGCUGCGUCGGCAAGAAUGGCUGUCGCUGAAUCACUGAUGAACAUUGCAGCUGCGGACUUGCCAGAAAGGCUCAGCCGUGUCAGACUCUCGGCUAACUGGAUGUCCGCCACCAACCACCCUGGCGAGGGUGCUGCUAUUUACGAGGCUGUUGAAGCCAUUGGUAUGGAUUUAUGUCCGAAGUUGGGGAUAAGUAUUCCUGUCGGAAAGGACUCCAUGUCCAUGAAGAUGAAAUGGAGUGACCAGGAAACAGGGCAGUCUAAGGAGGUUACCGCUCCUUUGUCUUUGGUUAUUUCUGCAUUUGCGCCGGUUCAGGAUAUAAAAAACACAUGGACUCCUACUCUGCGAAGUUUCGAAGAAGUUGGUGAAACCGUCUUGAUGUUUGUUGACCUCUCGUGUGGUAGGAAGAGUAUGGGAGGUUCAGCUCUAGCACAAGUUUUUGGACAGGUCGGAAACGAGUGUCCUGACAUACGUGAUGUGCAACUCUUCAAAGACUUCUUUGAUGCUACACAGUCACUUCAGGAAGCAGGAAUUGUCCUUGCUUAUCACGACCGCUCGGAUGGCGGUCUCUUCACAACUAUUGCCGAAAUGAUGUUUGCCGGAAGAUGCGGAGCACAGAUCAUGUUGGACGAAAUAUGUCCGAGCCCCAAUGUCAAGGAUGCUAUUGAAACCUUGUUCAAUGAGGAGUUGGGCGCCGUGUUCCAAGUCCGCAAGACUCAUGAGGGCGAGUUCAGGAGCUGCUUUGCAACCUGUGGCCCACCACCUGGUUUGAUCUACAGGAUUGGUCGUGUUGCGGAAAAACAGAAGCAGAACUUGGCUAUUUAUCAUGGAGCCACCUUGAUAUACAGAGAGAGCCGCUCUCACCUGCAACGUGCUUGGUCCGAGACUUCAUACCGCAUGCAGCGACUCCGAGACAAUCCAGACGCUGCUGACCAGGAAUUUGAGAAUAUUCUCGACGACAACAACGCUGGACUCUCGUACAACUUGACCUUCAACCCUAAGGAAACAGGUCUCCCAUUGAUGACGAGCCUUACUUCUCGGUUCUCGCCUUUUGCAACGCGUCCAAGGGUCGCAAUUCUCCGUGAACAGGGAGUGAACAGCCAAGCCGAGAUGGCGUUUGCUUUCAACAUGGCUGGCUUCUCUGCCGUUGACGUUCACAUGAGUGAUAUUCUCACUGGCAAAGUUUCUCUCUCUUCAUUUGUAGGCUUAGCUGCAUGCGGUGGCUUCUCAUACGGUGACGUUCUUGGAGCAGGACGUGGAUGGGCUAAGUCGGUCCUUCUCCACAAGCAAACUCGCGAGGAAUUCAAGUUAUUCUUCGAAAGGCCUGACACUUUUGCUCUUGGAGUUUGUAACGGCUGUCAGUUCUUUGGUCGUCUCAAGGAAUUAAUUCCUGGUGCUGGAAUAUGGCCAAACUUCGAGCGUAACGCCAGCGAGCAGUAUGAGGGUCGUGUGUGCAUGGUUCGAAUUUCAGAGCCAACUGACAUCCCUCCAACCGUUUUCUUCCACGAUAUGAACGGUUCUUCCCUCCCUAUCGCCGUCGCUCACGGAGAAGGCAGAGCAUCGUUUGAAGAUACCCCUGGAAUGGACGGCAAGGAACUUGUGAAGCGUGGACUUGCCCCAGCUCGCUAUGUUGACAACACAAGCCUUGAGCCCACUAUGCGAUAUCCAUUCAACCCUAACGGCAGCCCUGAAGCUAUUGCUGGUGUACGUUCACCGGACGGAAGGGUUCUUGCAAUUAUGCCUCAUCCAGAGCGCACUAUAAUGGCUGGUAUUGGAAGUUGGUUCCCCGGAGAUAAGGCAAUGAGUGAGGAAUGGGGCAACAUUGGCCCAUGGGGUAGGGUGUUCUUCAGUGCCAGACGGUGGGUUGGCUAA